GCCUGUCCCUUCCCUGAUGUGAAGAGUGGAACACAGAGGGACAGAGGGACCAAGUCCUCAGAAAUGUUCUCGCUGAGAGGCAGGCCGCAGGCCCUGCCAUCACUCUGCCUUUCUGUGCUGUUUCUGGCCUGCUUUGUAGCAUCCAUGUCUACAGAAAGCCUGAGCCCCACUCCUGGCCCUGAGAGCAGCCGCUGGAGUCUGGUAAGGGCCAGGGUGAUGGAGAUUGUGGAGCCAAUGGUGACCAAAACCAGGGACAGAUGGCAGUGGUUCUGGGGCCCCGAAGCUGUCCAGGGCUAUGUGCAGGCCUACUAUGAAGAUCAUCUGAAAGACCUGGGUCCCCGAGCUCAGGCCUGGCUACAGAGAUCCAGAGACCACCUCCUAAACAAGACCCACAGCCUGUGUCCCAGACUGCUCUGCAAGGACCAGACUCAGGGUUAAAGUGCCACGUACCUCCCUCCCCUGGCACCCACAAUAAAGGUGUUUGUUCUUGA
Molecule: messenger RNA, 491 nt
Organism: Arvicanthis niloticus (Nile rat)
Lineage: Eukaryota; Metazoa; Chordata; Mammalia; Rodentia; Muridae
Gene: Apoc4
Product: apolipoprotein C4
Biological process (GO): triglyceride homeostasis; positive regulation of triglyceride storage
Cellular component (GO): high-density lipoprotein particle; very-low-density lipoprotein particle
Source: RefSeq, a predicted model, not a curated record